This is a messenger RNA of Theileria annulata, 693 nucleotides long. RefSeq names its product putative transcription initiation protein spt4-like, putatve. The record is from RefSeq and is a predicted model, not a curated record. Gene Ontology annotation, cellular component: nucleus; DSIF complex. Lineage: Eukaryota; Apicomplexa; Aconoidasida; Piroplasmida; Theileriidae. The transcript is spliced from 6 exons. The coding region runs from base 1 to 693 and encodes 230 amino acids. Gene Ontology annotation, biological process: regulation of transcription elongation by RNA polymerase II; mRNA processing; chromatin organization. Gene Ontology annotation, molecular function: zinc ion binding; RNA polymerase II complex binding.
AUGAAUAAUCCAGUGAAUAUAUUUGAUGAUGAAGAAGAAUUGGAUAUUAAGAAUAAUAAAUAUGAUUUUAUUCCACAUGGUGUUAUUAGAAAACAUACUGAAGGUGAUAAACCAAAUCCUAAACUUAGAGCUUGUAUUUCAUGUAGAUUAAUUAUGUCUGAAAAUCAGGUAUUCCAUUACGGUGCUUGCAACAGCAGCUCCGAUAUCACUAGCCCCCGAAAGGGGUACUUUAGUAUUAGAGGAAUAGUUAUACCCUUAAGGGGCUUCUAUAGUUAUAUACCUAUAAUAGUAGUACACUUCAUAGCUGUAGUUAGCUCCCUUUCCAAUAGUACACUCUAUACCCAUAGAAUUAGCUCCCUUUCCAGGGGUUACUUAUUUUAUGAGAAUGGUUGUGGUAAUUGUUCAUUUUUACAAAUGGAUGGUGAUCAUAGACGUAUUCUUGAUUGUACUAGUUCCAAUUUUAAUGGUUUUAUUUCCAUUAUUGAUCCACAAAAAUCUUGGUCUGCUCGAUACAAUAAUUUAAGUAUCCCCGUUACGGUGCUUGUACACACCAGCCCCGAAAGGGGUUUCUUAACCCCUGAAAGGGCUUCCUUUAGUUAUACAGUUAUUUACAAUGAUUUAAUACCUGGAUGUUAUGCUAUAUCAGUUAAUGGAACACUUCCAGAAUCAAUUAAAGAUGAAUUAUUACAAUAA